AUGGCGACUGCCUACGAGCGUUACAAUUUCCACAGCACCCCGGAAAAGUUUUACGUUGAGGCCUGCGAUGAAGGCUCUGACGCUGUCCUGGCUAUCGACAGAGUGUCUAAUGAAAUGACUCUCCAAAGUAAAAAAGAUAUCCCUGCCUCAGCGGUCACCAGGCCUAUUUGUGGCAUCAUGGGAACCAUUCGCCUGGUUGCUGGGAUGUACCUGAUCGUCAUCACAAGGAAGAAAAAUGUGGGCAGCCUCUUGGGUCAUGCAGUGUGGAAAGCAGUGGAUUUUGAUAUCAUCUCUUACAAGAAGACCAUUUUGCAUCUGUCAGAGAUCCAGUCUCAGGAGAAUAAGACCUUCCUGUCCAUGCUAAAUAAUGUGCUGACAACAGACGGUUUUUACUUCUGUACUGAUUACGACCUGACACACACCCUUCAGCGGCUGGCCAAUACCAGUCCGGACUUCCAGGAGAUGAGCCUGCUAGAGAGGGCAGAUCAGAGAUUUGUGUGGAAUGCCAAUCUCCUUCGAGAGCUGGCGGCACAGCCAGAGCUCCACAGGUUUGCUAUCCCCGUUGUGCAUGGCUUUAUUGUCAUGAAACCGUGUCGCAUCAACGGGAAGAUCUUUGAGUGGGUCCUCAUUUCACGGAGAAGCUGCUUCCGGGCCGGUGUCAGAUACUAUGUCAGAGGCAUCGACUCAGAAGGCCAUGCCGCUAACUUUGUUGAAACUGAGCAGCUAGUUUUGUAUGAGGGAGCCAAGGCUUCCUUUGUACAGACGAGAGGCUCCAUGCCUUUUUACUGGAGUCAAAGGCCCAACCUCAAAUACAAACCUAAACCUAUUAUCAGCAAAACAACAAGUCACAUGGAUGGCUUCCAGAGGCAUUUUGACUCUCAACUUCUUAUCUAUGGGAAACAAACCCUUCUUAACCUGGUAAAUCAGAAAGGGUCUGAAAAGCCACUUGAACAAGCAUUUGCCAAAAUGGUGACUGGCAUGAACAAUGGUAUGCUCAAUUACAUAGCCUUUGACUUCCACAAAGAGUGCAGCCACAUGAGAUGGGAUCGUCUCCAGAUCUUGGUGGACGCUGUAGCUGAAACACAAGACGAUUACAGUUACUUCAUGGUGAACCAGGACGGGAAGGUACUAGUCCAGCAAAAAGGCGUCUUCCGUAGUAACUGCAUGGACUGCCUGGACAGAACCAAUGUCAUCCAGAGCCUUUUGGCACGACGCUCCUUGCAGUCUCAGCUUCAGAGAAUGGGUGUUCUAAACGUUGGACAACGGCUUGAAGAACAGGCCGACUUUGAGAAGAUCUACAAAAACGCAUGGGCUGACAAUGCCAAUGCAUGUGCUGUGCAGUAUGCAGGAACCGGUGCAUUAAAAACAGACUUUACAAGGACAGGGAAAAGAACCCAGUGGGGUUUGGUGAUGGACGGUUGGAACUCCAUGAUCCGCUAUUACAAAAACAACUUCUCUGACGGCUUUAGACAAGAUUCCAUCGACUUGUUUCUGGGUAAUUUUGCCAUCGACGAAUCGGACGCCCCCGGUCCUCUUCGGGUGCAGAAGGACUGGAAGUUUCUCACAUUACCUAUAGUCAUGCUGGUGGCAUUCUCCAUGUGCAUCGUAUGUCUUCUCAUGGCUGGCGAUACGUGGACGGAGACUUUUGCUUACGUGAUGUUUUGGGGUGCCUGCAGUGCCAUUACAGCUACCAUCAUCCUCUUCAACGGGCAAGACUUUGUGGACGCUCCUAAACUGGUUCACAAAGAGAAGAUGGACUGA
Messenger RNA from Nerophis lumbriciformis (worm pipefish), 1761 nucleotides. Lineage: Eukaryota; Metazoa; Chordata; Actinopteri; Syngnathiformes; Syngnathidae. The record is from RefSeq and is a predicted model, not a curated record.